This is a messenger RNA of Trichoplax adhaerens, 1059 nucleotides long. RefSeq lists its product as uncharacterized. The record is from RefSeq and is a predicted model, not a curated record. NCBI's taxonomy places the organism in Eukaryota, Metazoa, Placozoa, Uniplacotomia, Trichoplacea, Trichoplacidae. The transcript has a single exon. Gene Ontology annotation, molecular function: zinc ion binding; alcohol dehydrogenase (NADP+) activity. Gene Ontology annotation, biological process: alcohol metabolic process. Bases 1 to 1059 code for a protein of 352 amino acids.
AUGAUAGCCGAUAAUGACGAAUUCACUUUUACAAAAAUUGAAAGCGAAUUUCCCGAGUUAGAAGAAUACGACUGUUUAAUUAGAGUCGAAUAUUGCGGUGUAUCACAUACUGAUCUCCUUGCCUCAGCUGGCACCGUUCCUGGACAUGAAGUAGUUGGUAUAAUUGAAGAUGUUGGACUUCUCGUAAAAAAUUUGGAAGCUGGUACGAGGGUGGGGGUUGGCUGGCAGCUUUCUUCUUGCCAUGCUUGUAAAUUUUGUGAGUCUAAUCGUGAAAACUUGUGUCCUGAUAAAAAAAGUUUUAAAGAUGCGCUGCUGGGUGGCUUUGGUGAAUACAUUAUCUGGGAUGCUCGUUUUGUCUAUACAAUUCCAGAAGAGAUACCUUCUGCUGAGAUAGCACCAUUAUUAACUGCAGGUGCUUCAGUUUAUGCUCCACUGAAAGAAUUAAGCAUUAUGCCUACUAGUCGUAUUGGAAUAGUGGGAAUUGGCGGACUUGGUCACCUGGCAAUAAAAUUUGCUAAGGCUUGGGGAUGCUAUGUUAUAGCGAUAUCUAGCAGUUUGAACAAGAAAGAAGAAGCAUUGAAUUUUGGUGCAGAUGAAUUUAUGACUAUUUCGGCUAAUCGUGAAACAUUAGAAAGUAUUGGACAACUCGAUGCUAUUUUCAGUACAGUAUCAGUACCAAUAGAUUGGAAUAAUCUCUUAAAAUUACUAAAUCCUUACGGCAAGUUUAUUAUGUUGGGUGCUGUACCUUUUCCAAUGACUGUGGAUGGUAAUUUGAUAAUAAAUAAAAAAAUUAGUUUAAUUGGAUCAAUAGCAGCGUCACCUGAAUGUAUACGCUCUAUGAUAGAAUUUGUUGCUGUACAUAAUAUUAAAGCAGAGAUAGAGCUGAUGGAAAUGAAUACUGAAAAUUGCCAGACUGCAUUUCAACGUAUUGGAAGAAAUUUGGCUCGUUAUCGGAUUGUAUUAAAAAAUUUAAAAUUGGAUACACCUGAUAAUUCAGUGGAGGGUGACCAUGAAAUAGAGGAAGAAGGAUCUAGCCAUGAAGAUUAUAAAGAUAACUAA